AUGAAGCCUAGCUUGUUGUGCAUUGGCCUCUUUGCCGCCAUUGGGCUUGCGGCAAAUCUGGGAUCCUGUCGAUGUCAACCCGACCAACCUUGCUGGCCAACCGAGGCUCAAUGGGCUGCCCUCAACAAUUCUAUUGAAGGAAAUUUGGUCACAGUGAGACCACUCGCAAGUUCUUGUCACGACCCCGAUUUCAGCGCCUCAGAGUGUAGCGUUGUACAAGCAAAUACAAAUAAUUCUACCUAUCGAUCCUCCCAACCAGGUGCGCUUCAAUGGGAAAACUGGGAAACAUGGCCAGCAGCCGAUGAGAAAUGCUACACGGAGACUCCACGUUCGGAACCAUGCGAACAAGGCCGAUUACCGCUCUACUCAGCUGAAGUACGAACGGCUCAACACAUUCAAACCGUUGUCAAUUUUGUGACGCGCCACAACAUCAAGCUAGUCAUAAAGAAUACCGGACAUGACUUCCUUGGCCGGUCCUCUGCGCCCAAAUCUUUGCAAAUUCUAACUCACAUGAUGAAGAACAUGUCUAUUUCCAACGAAUUUAUUCCCACGGUACCACCAAUGUUAAAUCCUCCAGAUAGUGCGAAAGCUGUAACUGUUGGUGCUGGCGUUCAAUUGGGUGAGAUGUACGCAUUUUUGGGCUCCAAAGGCCUGAUGGCUGUGGGAGGGACAUUCAGCACGGUUGGUAUCGCCGGCGGAUAUAUCCAGGGUGGAGGGCAUUCCUUCCUGGGCUGGCUCCAUGGGAUGGCGAGUGAUAAUGUACUUGAGUUUGAAAUUGUCUUGGCAGAUGGCUCACUUGUAUUCGCCAACGCAUAUCAGAACUCUGAUCUGUUCUUUGCAUUGAGAGGCGGCGGUGGAGGGUCUUUUGGUGUGGUCGUAAGCGCUACUCUUAAGGUCUACCCCGAUUACCCCUUGAUAUAUGCGACCCUCAACUACACCAUGGACCCAGGUGUCGCAUUCUGGGACGGAGUUGGAGCAUUUCAAAAACACAUCCUUCGGCUCAACGAUCAAGGUGGCUCGGGAUAUUACGGAAUGGUGCCAAUAUAUCCAGUUUCCAGCACACAGAACGUAUCCGUCCUUCUGUCCUCCAUGGCAUUCGUCAACCAAACAAACUCAACCACCGUGAAAGAACUUUUCUCUCCUUUGUUAUUGGAUUUGAAGCAAGCGAUCGGUUUCGAACCAUUUUUCGAUAUGGUUACGUAUCCUUCAAUGUCGAGCAUGUAUUCGACAAUCCUGGCCGGUAGCUAUGCAACCGGCACAGGUAUGCGCUUAGGAUCCCAACUGGUGUCUCGGGAUUUUAUGAAAUCAGACAAUUCUACCCGAUUGACGCGUGCGAUGUCAAGUCUUAACUUUGACCCGGGUGAGGCAGUUGCCGGCGUAAUCCUAACCGGUGGCCAAGUUUCUAAAAAUCGCAAUAUCGCUUCUGCACUGAAUCCAGCCUGGAGAGAUACUAUGGUGCAUGUGAUUUUCACGCGGUUGAUGAGCCCAGAUAUGACAUUUGAAGAACAGGAAACGAAAGCCGCUAACAUUACGCGCCAUGAGGUGCCUAUUUUCAAAUCACUAGAGCAUGGCAAGAUGGGUGCAUAUAUGAACGAAGCCGAUGCUGAUGAAGUUGGAUUUCAGAAAUCCUUUUGGGGUGAAAAUUACCCACGAUUGCGAUCUAUAAAGGCAUCAAGGGAUCCAAAUGAUCUGUUUAUUGUUCGCAAAGGGGUUGGGAGUGAAAAUUGGGACGAUGAUGGGCUUUGUCGAUUGAACAGAACUUGA
Penicillium waksmanii is the source of this 1764-nucleotide messenger RNA. RefSeq names its product FAD-dependent oxidoreductase. Gene Ontology annotation, molecular function: FAD binding; oxidoreductase activity. The record is from RefSeq and is a predicted model, not a curated record. NCBI's taxonomy places the organism in Eukaryota, Fungi, Ascomycota, Eurotiomycetes, Eurotiales, Aspergillaceae. Bases 1 to 1764 code for a protein of 587 amino acids. The transcript has 3 exons.